Messenger RNA from Toxotes jaculatrix (banded archerfish), 1398 nucleotides. RefSeq names its product myelin-associated glycoprotein-like. The coding region runs from base 249 to 1160 and encodes 303 amino acids. The transcript has 9 exons. The record is from RefSeq and is a predicted model, not a curated record. Lineage: Eukaryota; Metazoa; Chordata; Actinopteri; Toxotidae.
GCGGUGACCAUCUCGACGACCUCUUGCUCCUGGUUCCGAGAUCCCCCCACGUCCUAGUUGCUCCGGCCUCCUUCCUUCCUUCCUGUCGUCGCCAGUGCAGACGCCUGACCUGGGGACCCUCCGCUGUGGCGCACGGUGCGUGGGUUCAUUCCACGGUGUCUCCAAUCAGUUGGCUGCCGAGCGAGCACGAGCCCUCCUCCUCUUCCUCAGGCGGUCGGACGCGGCCUGGAAAAAAAGCUCAGAGAAGUAUGGACAAAGACAGAAAGACGAUGAUAUUGUGUCUGCUUUUAUCAGCUAUUUGCAGCCCUGUGGUUAGUGAGGACUGGAAGGCCACUGUUGUGAAAAGACUUGAUGCCUUGGUUACAUCCUGUGUUGUGGUGCCUUGUUCAUUCAGCCAUCCUAAAGAAAAACUGCCCGCCUCCAGACUUAGAGGGAUCUGGCAUCGGAAAUCUCAAUGGAAUCAAUUAAUCUAUGCCAGUGAUGACACGACGGUCUUAGACAGCUUUAAGGACCGCACACAAAUGUUAGGAAAUUUGGGUCAAGACAACUGCACCUUAGAAAUCACUGAUGUUAAAAAUCAUGACAAUGGUGCUUUCUGUUUCCGGAUUGAACUAGCCCGAACAGAGACUGAUAAAGCCACUAAAGACAAGUUCUCCUUUGUUGAGGAUUGUGUGGAGUUGGAUAUGCUCUCUGAACCUGCAAAGCCUUCACUGGUUCACUCACCGACAGCCACUGAAGGACGUCCCUAUGUUGUGACAUGUACAGUCACCCACACCUGUCCCUCCCAUGUACCUAAAUUCACAUGGAGUAGGAGCAACACAGAUAGACCCACUGAGGUCCACAGAUUAAUUCAUAAUGGCCUUUGGGAGGCACAGUCCAUCCUGACGUUCAUUCCUCAGGCGAUGGAUGAUCACAGUGAGCUCACCUGCACAGCUGUGUUUAAUGGACAGAAGACAACCUCUGCAACACUGAAACUCUUUUUAAAACGCGCAGAAAACUAUAACCACAUCAUCAUUCCUGUUGCGGUGGGAAUUGGUACCGCUGUGAUCUUUGGAGUCCUCUGCAUUUUCAUGGUGAAAAAAUACAAGAAACGUAUUAUAGAGCUCCAAAAUCAGGAAGGCAGCAUGUGGCACCGGCUUUCCAGAAUGUCUCGCAGGUGAGGAAAAUAGGAACAGAAGCUGAAGAAAGGAAGUCAAGAGGCAAAUCAUUUGCUGGAGAGUUGACGCUUGCUUUCAUCUUAUUCACAUACUGGCAUCAGAAAAAUUACAUUACUUUAAUAGUAACAAAAAAAACAACAACACAUAAAACAAGGUAUAAAAUUUCUGUAAACAGCUUGAAUUUUUAGCAGCCUAGUUUCCUGAAAAGCAAAGUUUUGCUUCUUUUGUGCUCUUAACCGUC